Messenger RNA from Pisolithus orientalis, 2632 nucleotides. RefSeq lists its product as uncharacterized. The transcript is spliced from 5 exons. The record is from RefSeq and is a predicted model, not a curated record. Gene Ontology annotation, cellular component: SBF transcription complex; MBF transcription complex. Lineage: Eukaryota; Fungi; Basidiomycota; Agaricomycetes; Boletales; Pisolithaceae. Gene Ontology annotation, molecular function: transcription regulator activity; DNA binding; protein binding. The coding region runs from base 136 to 2364 and encodes 742 amino acids.
UGGAGCACGCGUACCUACGGCAGCCCGCGACGCUCCCCCUGCUAAGCAAGCCGGUCGUUCCAGCGUCUAAUAAGCCAUCGCUCGAUAGCCAGCUCAUCCUCAGCCCCUCGUGCACGCGUACAGCUGGCCCAAACCAUGCCUGACAACCAAAUAUUCAAGGCUACCUACAGCGGCAUACCCGUGUACGAGAUGAUGUGCAAGGGCGUUGCUGUCAUGCGGCGGCGCUCAGACUCGUGGCUCAACGCGACCCAGAUCCUCAAGGUCGCCGGUUUCGACAAACCCCAACGCACACGCAUAUUAGAGCGGGAGGUGCAAAAGGGGGAGCAUGAAAAGGUGCAGGGCGGUUACGGGAAAUACCAAGGUACUUGGAUUCCUCUCGACAGAAGUCUCACUUUGGCCAGGCAAUACAACUGCGAUGCAGUUCUGCGGCCCAUAAUCGAGUUCCAGCCAGCCGCAAAGAGUCCUCCACCUGCUCCAAAACAUUUAGCCGCAACCGCCACCGCGGCAAAACCCCCCCGCCGUACUGCGGGCCCUGACGCCUCCGCACUGGUCAGUGCCCGCUCUCGCCGCCAACUCGAAGGCGGCGAGGAUUCCGACCAGGAGGUCCUCUCCGAGCCCGCCUCGGAAGACGGAUCUAUGACUUCCUCACCUUCCCGCAGAUCAUCAAGCUCGCGUACUCCGUCCCCAAUCGACGAGGGGUAUGAAGCAGCGGGUGCUUCCGGAGAUCGCAGUCACGCGGACAGAAGGAAGGGGACCAGACACCAUCACGACCGCCCCGACAAUGCCAUAGGAAUCGAUGACUUGUCACAGGCUGAUGACGCCAACGACCCUCGCGCUUACAGUGAUCAGAUCCUUGAAUACUUCAUCUCUGACACUAAUCAGAUACCUCCCAUCCUCAUCUCACCCCCAGCAGACUUCGAUCCAAACAUGGCCAUCGACGACGACGGUCACACCGCAUUACACUGGGCGUCGGCCAUGGGUCGCCUCCGUAUCGUCAAACUCCUGCUUACAGCUGGAGCAGAGAUUUUCAAGGUCAAUAAGGCAGGUCAAACAGCCCUCAUGCGUAGCGUGAUGUUCGCAAACAAUUAUGACGUGCGGAAAUUUCCCGAGCUAUAUGAACUAUUACACCGUUCGACUCUGAACAUCGACAACUAUAAUCGGACUGUUUUUCAUCACAUCGUCGAUGUGGCAAUGUCCAAAGGGAAGACCCAUGCUGCGCGCUACUACAUGGAAACUGUCCUCAACAGGCUAGCCGACUACCCCAAGGAGCUUGCCGACGUCAUCAAUUUCCAAGACGAAGACGGCGAGACCGCAUUAACAAUGGCCGCAAGAUGUCGGAGUAAACGUCUCGUCAAGCUGCUCAUUGACCAUGGCGCAGACCCGAAGAUAAGAAAUCGCGACGGCAAGAGUACAGAGGAUUACAUCCUCGAAGAUGAACGCUUCCGUUCAUCCCCCGGUCCUAUAUCACGCCUCUCUGCCAUGUCCUUCCGCAAUGCACAGGCUGCAUUGCCAGCCGGCGUUCCUGCUGCCACUUUGGUCAGUGGCGAACGUCCGCUGGUACACCACUCCCUUGCUGGCCAGAAGGCCAGUACAAGAUGCGUUAAUGAUAUUACGAAUAUGUUGGAUAGUCUCGCAGCAUCUUUUGAUCGUGAGCUUCAGGAAAAGGAGCGCGACGUCACACAAGCGCAGGUUUUACUGCAAAAUAUUCAACAGGAAAUCUUGGAAAGCCACCGCGCGGUCAACCAACUCAGAACACGAGCAGAGGGGCUACAAGUAGCGAAGGCGAUGUUCGAGAAAUUAGAGAACCAGCUUCUUGACAAAAUGAGUAGGAGAUACAGACUAGGUUGGGAGAAAUGGGUCAAAGACGAGGAGGACCGGGAGAAGUCGGUGCGCGAUGCGGCCGGCGGUGAACUGAAGAUCACAGCUGCAAUGGUUCCGUACCGGGCAGCAGACGACAUGGAAGUCGACGGGACGACAGAACUGGGGAAGGACAAGGGCAAGGGAAAGCGAAAAGCCUUGCCGCAGGAGGGGAAUAUUUCAGACCUCCUCGCGCUCUAUUCGGAUGUUCCGAGCGAUCCGGAAGCACUGCAUUCGACAUGCGAAGCCCUGAGGGAGGAGCUUGGGCACCAUCGCAAACGCAGAAAAGAACUAUUUGAUGAGCUCACUGCGUUCCAAGCCGAAGCAGGCACGAGAGGAAAAAUGAGCGAGUACAGGCGACUGAUCGGGGCGGGGUGUGGAGGCGUGCCGCCUUCCGAAGUUGACAAUCUAGUCAGUGUAUUACUCGAGACACUGGAAUCGGAAGAAUCUAACACUUCGGCGGUGUGGGGUGGGAUGAAACCAGCAACGACAGUACCGGUGGGAUGAUUUAAGCAUCGGGGUAUAUUAUUUCAUUGAUUGUUUCACAUCUCUCCAUUUGUUGUAACUUCAUACACGGUGUGCUCUAGAUUCACUGCCUUACCUUAAGGCCCCUGCUCCCGUGUGUGGGUGACCUCCUUGCUCCACACCUCCAUAAACGCAAACAACACCAUGGUACGAAACCGGAGACAUCUAAAAAGUACGCGUGCAUGGGAAGCUGGCACCGCCUUCUUCAAGACCGGGCGUUUUACCUCAAUAGGUGCAGCACUUUUGUCAU